AUUGCAUACGGCCGGAGGCUGUAGGGACGACUAAUCGUUAAAACUCUGGUUGAGGGUCGAUGAUUCAUGUCACCCAGGAUGAUAUGAGGCCACCCGCCGGACCCAGUGGAUAACAUCUCUUCGGUCGGAAGUCUUUGAAUUUUUGACUACUUCUCCGUUACUGCAACAGCGAGGCUGGGCACCAGUGUCGGCCAUGCCAGACGAGAGAAAGAUCCCGGCGUGCAAAGAAUGCCGUGAGAAAAAGCUACGAUGUGUGUUUGAGAAAGACGACUGCUGUCUCAGAUGCACAAGGUUGGGAAAACAGUGUCAAAUUCCCGAAGCCAAGCGCAGAGAACGCAAGGCCCGAUGUGAUUGGUAGUCCCAAGUUCAAUCAAGCUCAAGUCUAACCACGGCGGUGCAGUACGCGGGCGAGUCGAACAUCUCGAAAGCACGUAUUCGGAAAUACUGGCCUUGCUGAAACGGAAUGGCGACAACGAGCCCUCUCCGCCCACCACCGCCAGCUCACAGCGUCACCCUCCUUCGGUGACACAGACUCCAUCGCGGAGGGCGAGCUUCCUGUCGGGGUCGGGAGGCCCUCAAUCCAUCCUCCCCGCCGUCAUCGGCUCGGACAUGCUGAGCCUGGACGAAUGUGAAGCCUUGCUCAACACUUACCGAGAGAUGUCUCGAGUCAACUACCCGUUUGUCCUUCUUCAUCAAUCAUGCCGUGCCGCAUCUUUGAUCGAGGAACGACCCAUGUUGGCACAGGCCAUAUUCAUAGUCACGUCCUGGAAGAACCCCGCGCGACAGGCCGCGCUUCGCUCCAUCUUUCUCAGAGAUCUUAGUGAAAAGUAUUUUAUGCGGUACGAGAGGUCUUUUGACCUCUUGCAGUCUCUAAUUGUGUACUUUGGGUGGUGUCAUUUCUAUACCCACAGUUUCCCAUCGGGCGCCUACAGACUGGCCACGGUCCUAGUGACCAUGGCCAUUGAACUUGGCAUAACCCAGCGGCCACUUACUGUCACUCAACACGAGGUUCUGUUGAACUCGGGCUCGAUAUACCCACAGACCAAUGAAGGCACGCCUUCGAAAUUCUGGAACUUUGAUGCCCGAAGAGCCUUUAUUGCGACGAAUAUCAUUUCAACGUUUUGUUGCUUUACAUUCCGCAAACACAACCUCCUCCCACAUUCUCAAUACCUGGAUGAAUGUGCAGACUCUUUGGUCGCCGACCCUCAAUACCCUUCCGAUUCCUUGCUACGUGCCUGGAUCAAGACCAUGGCCAUGGCAGAGGGCGUGGGGGCUGCAUUUGACCAUGGCUCACGAGAACGUGCGGCUGAGCUGAACGACGAAAAGACCCAGCUCUUAGUAACAGCCAUGGCGAGACAAGUGGAAGAGUGGAAAGCGAGUCUCCCACCCAAGACUUCUGAGACAGCCCACAUGUACCGCGCGUACUACUGCAGCCGCGCCUACAUCCACGAAGUCGGGCUUUACGGCUUGAGCCUGGGCCAAAUACCGUCCGUCUCCCGAAUGUCUAUUAUAUAUGAAUGCUACUCGGCGUCGAUGAAACACAUUUCCGACAACGUCGAACUCUCCCUCGAAGAAAUGAGCCAAUGGGGAGUGAUGGACUGGCGCCAACUGAACCUGUCCGUCAUGCUGUGCGCCAAGUCUUCCAUCAUCCUAGACUCGACUUGCUGCACGGUCGAGUCGUCCCAGCGAGCCUCGUGGUUGGGGAAAUGUCUGGACACGCUGUGUCAGCGGAUCAAGGAACUUUACUUGAUGGCCGUCGGAGGGUCUUCGGGGCAGGCCCAGAAACAGGACCACUUUUUGAAACGUCUAGCUAAUGAAUGGUCUAAUAUCAAGACUUGUUAUCAAAACUGUGUACAGAGGAACCUUCAAACUCAACAACAACAGCAGCAACAGCAGCAACAGCAACAGACUCAGAUACCAACGACGACGGCCGCCGCUACCCAACAAACACAAGCGUCACAGGCACCAUUACUAUUGCCGUCGGCCGAGUUCCCUUUUGAUUUUGACGCGUUCAACGACAGUUAUUGGUUCGGGAUCGGGGAGGGUGAAGUAUCCGGUCUCACUACCAGUGGCGGUUGGCAAAUGUGAUGUACCCCGGUACGGGACUGUAUGAAAAAAAUCAUGUGCAUGUGAUAUGUACACCGUAUGACAAUGACCCAUGAACUGAUUAC
Exophiala oligosperma is the source of this 2171-nucleotide messenger RNA. RefSeq lists its product as uncharacterized. The transcript is spliced from 5 exons. Gene Ontology annotation, cellular component: nucleus. Lineage: Eukaryota; Fungi; Ascomycota; Eurotiomycetes; Chaetothyriales; Herpotrichiellaceae. The record is from RefSeq and is a predicted model, not a curated record. Bases 610 to 2088 code for a protein of 492 amino acids. Gene Ontology annotation, biological process: regulation of DNA-templated transcription. Gene Ontology annotation, molecular function: DNA-binding transcription factor activity, RNA polymerase II-specific; transcription cis-regulatory region binding.